Penicillium coprophilum is the source of this 450-nucleotide messenger RNA. RefSeq lists its product as uncharacterized. The transcript is spliced from 2 exons. The record is from RefSeq and is a predicted model, not a curated record. NCBI's taxonomy places the organism in Eukaryota, Fungi, Ascomycota, Eurotiomycetes, Eurotiales, Aspergillaceae. Gene Ontology annotation, biological process: RNA processing. Bases 1 to 450 code for a protein of 149 amino acids. Gene Ontology annotation, molecular function: ribonuclease III activity.
AUGGCCGGUCUCAUCAUUCCAUGCCAGCCCUCAGACGAGGACCUCCAGGUCCUCGAGAUGAAGAUCCAUUAUCGUUUCACCAACCGUCUUCUGAUCCGCGAGGCACUGCAAGCCAGCAGCGGCUUCAACCAGGAUGGCAACAAGACUCUUGCCAUGAUCGGCGACUCCAUCCUCCGCUUAGUCCUUGUGACCCAUGGCUACUAUGGAAAACAGAUCAGAGGUCAAAUUUCGGAUACGAUCAGCAAGAAGGCUAGCAAUGCCAAUCUUUCCAAGCAGGGAUUCGAUCUCGGGAUUGACAAAUUUAUCGUCAAAAACUCGCAGCCUUUCGUCGGACCUAAUGUCAUGGCCACUACCAUGGAGGCCAUUGUCGGGGCAGUGUAUGUCGACUGCAAUCAGCAGAUCCAACCAUGUGCUGUUGUCAUGAGUGCUUUGGGUGUUUGUUGGUCUUAG